This is a messenger RNA of Emiliania huxleyi CCMP1516, 654 nucleotides long. RefSeq lists its product as hypothetical. The coding region runs from base 1 to 654 and encodes 217 amino acids. Lineage: Eukaryota; Haptophyta; Isochrysidales; Noelaerhabdaceae. The record is from RefSeq and is a predicted model, not a curated record. The transcript is spliced from 2 exons.
AUGCCAGGAAUUUUGCGGAGAACCCGUGUAAACCUGGAAAUUACCCUGCGACCGCCUGGGGAAACUCGCGAGUUUCCAGAAUGGAGCACCAAACACCCUCUGUUUUCCCUGGAAAUUUCCGGAAACGCAAAGUGCUGGGGACCCUCUGUUUUCCUUUCUGUUUGCCGGAAAAGCUUGUUCAGGCCAAGCCUUGGCCAUCGUAGCGGCAGUGGCCGCGCGCCUCUUGGCCAACGCCUCCGCCAGCGCCGUCUCGUGGUCUCGUCCCCCUCAACGGCCGAGCGCUUGGCCUGUACGAGGUUUUCCGGCAAACAAAAAGGAAAACAGAACCCCGUCUCCGCGGAGGACGCUCGAGGCCCAGGCCUCGAGUGUCAGGAUUGCUUUGAGAACUUUUACAAGGAGUACGACGUGGAGCCUUGGCUCUGGCGCCGGGCGAUGCGUGAGGGCUGGUCGGAGCUGGGGGGCUGGUCGCGAGAGGAGAUGGAGGCGGCGGAGGAGGAGAUGCGGCGCGGCGAGGGUUCUGAUGCCUAUGGGCUUCAGAUCUCUCAGCUAGGCGAGUGGGUCUGCGAUGCUUGCUUGGAGGGCUAUUUGGGGGGGGGCGUUGGCGACUACUCGGAGCUGCGCAGCGGCUACCGUAUCCGAGUAACCCCUGGAUAG